Molecule: messenger RNA, 1332 nt
Organism: Carcharodon carcharias (great white shark)
Lineage: Eukaryota; Metazoa; Chordata; Chondrichthyes; Lamniformes; Lamnidae
Gene: gar1
Product: GAR1 homolog, ribonucleoprotein
Exons: 7
Coding region: 254-922 (222 amino acids)
Biological process (GO): snoRNA guided rRNA pseudouridine synthesis; ribosome biogenesis
Cellular component (GO): box H/ACA snoRNP complex
Molecular function (GO): box H/ACA snoRNA binding
Source: RefSeq, a predicted model, not a curated record
AGGAGGGCAAGAAGCUGAGAAUGAAUCGGAAUUUGAAACGUAACAGGCGACCCUGAGCUGUGCAAUGUAAAAUCAUUUUAUAUAAUUAUAUUUUUAUAAUUAUAAAGGCACGGGCAUUUUUAAGCGACUCAGUAAGUGACUUAAGUUUAGACUUUUGCUUCUUGCAGUAGGGCUGAGCGCACGUGGCCGGAGGAGGAGUGCGUGCUCCGGGCAACGUUCUACAUCUGGGCCAAGGUUCGAAUUUUUGAUUAAAAUGUCUUUCCGUGGAGGUAGGGGUGGAGGAGGUGGCGGCUUCAGUAGAGGAGGAAGAGGAGGUGGCGGCUUUGGUGGGGGAGGAAGAGGAGGAAGCGGCUACGGCGGAGGAGGAGGAAGAGGAGGCGGCUUUGGUGGAGGAAGAGGAGGACGUGGUGGUGGUGGAUUUCGUGGGGGUGGGCGAGGAGGCUUCAAUAGAGGAUAUGAUCAGGGUCCUCCUGAUAGCGUAGUAGAAUUAGGACAUUUCAUGCAUCCCUGUGAAGAUGAAAUUGUUUGCAAGUGCACUUCAGAAGAAAAUAAAGUCCCGUAUUUCAAUGCACCAGUUUACUUGGAAAACAAAGAACAGAUUGGAAAAGUUGAUGAAAUAUUUGGGCAGCUCAGAGAUUUUUAUUUUUCAGUUAAAUUAUCAGACAACAUGAAAGCUAGUUCCUUUAAGAAACUACAAAAGUUUUAUGUUGAUCCAGCAAAACUACUCCCUCUUCAGCGAUUUUUGCCCCGGCCAGCUGGUGAAAAGAGCCGAGGAAGAGGAGGUCGUGGAGGAGGAAGAGGGGGUCGAGGCGGUGGAUUUGGAGGACGAGGCGGUGGUUUCAGGGGAGGCAGGGGGGGCAGUUUCAGAGGAGGCAGAGGUGGAGGAGGAGGCCGUGGUUUUAGAGGUGGGGGCGGAAGGUGAAAUUACAAAUAUUUGAAGAUCGUGCAGCAACCUACAAGUUGACUGUUUUAGUCCUCCCUUAUUUUGCCAGAAAAGAACUGCAACAGAUUUUUGUGGUUUAUUUUAUGUAAGGUAUUAUUGUAUUAUUUGCAUAGUAAUAAAUCACAUCUGUAUGUAUUGAUAUAGAUGUAUUUGAGGGUCCAAAGUGCCAGUCCCUAAUUUGUUUAUAUAGUGAUGGAAAUAUCAUCAAUAUUCUAAUCCAAAUAGUUCUGAACACAUAUUGUGCACAAGAAUACAAAGGAAGUAGUUUGUAUUGAACUAAGGGAAUCGUACAAUGUUAUACUGAUUAUAAAAUACUUGUUCUACAAAAUAGUACACUUUGAGAUAAUGUUUCAGAAUAAUAUGUUUUAAAAUAAAUGUUUUUACACAAA